AAGUUGAUGAAGUACAACGAAACAGCUGAUCGGAUGUAAACAAAAUAGAAUGCUGGAUAUCGCUGCACAACUCCUUGCCGUGGGCCUCUUGUGGGGCGUUACCAAUCCGUUUAUUCGCCUCGGCAGCCAGGGAAUCGAGUCGGUUGGUGAUACGGGCUCAAAGUGGCGUAACUUUGUCCAGGAGGCACGCACAAUCGGCUCCCGGUGGCGCUAUUGGAUACCCUUCGGUCUCAACCAGUGCGGGAGUGCUCUGUACGUUUGGACGCUCCAGAGGGCCAGUAUUACAGUGGCGGUGCCAGUGGCCAAUUCCCUGAGCUUCGCAUUUACGGCAAUCACCGGAUAUGCGCUGGGGGAAAAACUGCCGGGAAGAAGUAAGCUAAAUGUCUAAGUAACAACCUUGUCCACUUUGUUUACCAACUGCUCCCGCAGAAGUCAUUCUGGGCACCCUGCUCGUCUGCUGUGGCAGUAUCCUGAUGAUAUACGAUAAGAUUUUGCAGGAACAGGCCCAGCACCAGCUAAAUAUAACAUUCCACUGAGGUUACCCUAAACCC
Messenger RNA from Drosophila melanogaster (fruit fly), 551 nucleotides. RefSeq lists its product as uncharacterized. The record is from RefSeq and is marked reviewed. Bases 50 to 388 code for a protein of 112 amino acids. Lineage: Eukaryota; Metazoa; Arthropoda; Insecta; Diptera; Drosophilidae. The transcript has 2 exons. Gene Ontology annotation, cellular component: membrane; endomembrane system.